AAUAGGCUAACAAAACCCCAAUUACAGCUCCACAAAAUCAUUUGAAAAAAAGAUUUAUGAAACGAUUUAUGAAAAUGCAUUAAAAUGGGGGGAUAUAUAGCGUUUUGAGAACAAUAGAGAUUUAACUAAUUUACGCAACGAAUUACCUGUCAGCUCAAGUGAAGUUCAAUAACCACCACUGCAGGCACACACCCCCUGUCCUGUAGCCUCUAAGUGAAAGUAUUCAGUCAGCCCAGCGCAUUUCCUGCUUGCCCUCUGUCAGCGUCGGAUAGGAGAGACAAGACUGAUAAGGGAGAGGAGGAUGCUGUUAAUGUUCCACUGAUCCAACACAGCAACUACACGAAUUUGAAACUAUUCAUCUAAAUUGAUGAACACUGAAGCUGAAGUAGGCUACACCCUAUCUUUAACUGCAGCGCACCCAAGUGUACAGAAAAGGCGUUGAGUCCGAUUCGCCGACCCGGUUCUACCCAAAAUAUGUCCGUCCAAAGAAGACUUGCAUCGAUAGUAUAUGUACACCUCUUACUCUGCUUCGUUCUGUGUGAGGAGGAGUACGCGCCAAGGAACGUAAAGAUCAUAAUUCCUGAGGGUGACACCAGCAACAGGGAAUACCAAUGUGUUGCCGAUGCCAAACCACCACCAACCUAUUUAUGGGGGAGGGAUGGAGGCCAGGACCUGCCUGACGGUGUGACAGCAGACGGGGACAGGCUGCGCUUCCCAAGCUCGACCUCUGAAUUUAAUGGCCAAUAUUUCUGUAAGGCCACAAACUCACACGGGACCAACACAGCCUACAUAUAUCGGCAUAUAGUUGACCCCAGUGCCUCAAAGGAUCGUGGCGAGCUCUGAGUUUUCUUUGUGGGUAAACGCUCACACACAAACACACACACACACACACACACAGUGUGUGAGUGGGUGUGUGUGGGUGUGUGAGUGGGUGUGUGUGUGAGUGGGUGUGUGCACUACUGAAGAACUAUGGCUCUAUAAUGCCUCCUGCUAUGCAGCGUUCUGUGCACCUGGCUGAAGAAGGAAAAUCAUUGUGACUGCACUUUUUCAGGAUGACAGGAUAAAUAGAUAUAUCUAAUACGUAAAUAUAAUUUCAUUAAAACAUGUCAAUACUCAAAGUCAAUGAAGUUUGCCCUGUGUUUAAUCUGUGUUUAGGAUUAUAGGAUGAAUGCAUAUAUCUAUCCACGAUAUUCCGCAGCCCAACAAUGGGGGUCGCCAUGACACCGAGACGGUUUUCUAUUUCCGGCGAAGCUGCAUUGUAUCUGUUUUAACGUGACGGUUUACGGUGCUUAACAUAUCAUAACGCAUAUAAAAGUAAACUUUUCUAUUUUAUAUCGGUUAUAUAUGAUGUAGUUAAUACAUGCCGAGGGCAGAAUUGUCAACAUUUCGAAAGAAAUCUAAGUUGAGGCAUAAUCUAGUUCGCUACGGAGAACGCACAUGUUAACAGAAUGAACGGAAGUUGAAAACAGUCUCGUAACCAUCGCAACGAUACAUAUUUCCGGGUUAAGGAAUAAGGUGGAUAGGUCUAAUAUAUAAAUAGAUAUAUCUAAUAUAUAAAUAUGAUAUGUAAAAAAAUGAAUUGCCUGUUAUCUAUGCAGUUUGCCGCAUUAUAUCAAUAAAUUAAGGUUUUAUCUAGGUUCUAUCUAUCAGUCUGGUCCAUUUGUGUGUCUGUGUGUGUCUGUAUGGUGUAGGUGGGGCAGCCGUGGCCUACUGAUUAGGGCUUCGGGCUUGCAACCUGAGGGUUGCCGGUUCGAUCCCUGACCAGUCCACGCCUGAAGUGCCCUUGAGCAAGGCACCUAACCCCUCACUGCUCCCCGAGCGCCGCUGGUUGGGCAGGCAGCUCACUGCUCUGGGUUGUGUGAUUCACCUCACUGUGUGCUCACUGUGUGCUGUGUGUUCACAUUCGGUUAAAUUGGGUUAAAUGCAGGGAACUGAAUUUCCCUCACGAGAUCAAAAAAGUAUAUAUUCAUUCAUUGAUGCUUUAUGUACAAUUGAAUGUCAAAGCAUAAUCUCUUAGAAUAUUUGAAUCCUUUCUAUGAAGAAAUGUGAUUUGAUUUGAUUGAGGUGGAUUCAACUAAAGAAAUCAAUUGUGUGUGUUUUGUGUGUGUGCGUAUUUUUGUCUGUGAGUGUGUGGUCAGUGUAACUGGGGCGGUAGUUGUUAAGGAGCUGGGCUACCGUGCAGUUGGCUGAAAGUUGUUGGUUAAAUUCCCGGCCUUCACUGUUGUGUACAAGUUGUUCCAGGGACAAUGUAAUCCCUUGUAAUAUAGUUGGCAUGUAAGUCAUUGUUUCAUUCAGUUUAAUUUAAUUUGAUGGAAGUUGCAUAAUUUAUGCCCUGAACUGUACUGUACUGUACUGGCGAAGUGCUGCUACCGCGACUGCCGAGCUGCUGGCCUGCGAGCUGCCAUGCUCAGCCUGGAGUCUGAUCGAGCAGAUGCCAAGCUGAAAACAAGCUGUUGCUGUCUGGGUCAACUGAGUUGCUGAUCUGCAGGGUCGCCCACGACUUCGGACGGUUCGUUGCUUCUGCUGCUUGUGCUUCUGGUGCUCUCCAGCCGGCCUGCCUAUUGAAUCCACCGGUUGGUUUAAGGCUGUGUGUCAUCACUGCCCUGGGACUUUUCUCGGUCGUCUGGACUAAGUUGGCGUGGACUUUUCUGAUUUUGUUUGCUUUUAUUAUUUAUUUGACAUUUGUUUAUUUGUUUGUACGUCUUGGUGUCACGGGUACGCUGGCGAUUACGCCACUCCGUCCGGCAUCUUGUGUCUUGUUAUUUUGUGAAUUUGUUUGUUGUGUUGUCAUGGGUACGCUGGCGACUACGCCACCGGCACUGUCUCUGUGUUCUGUAAAGCGCUUUGGGUUGCACUCAGUGCACGUUAAAUGCGCUAUAUAAGUAAAAUUACCUACCUUA
This is a messenger RNA of Sardina pilchardus (European sardine), 2900 nucleotides long. Its product is annotated as nectin-4-like. The transcript is spliced from 5 exons. The coding region runs from base 475 to 843 and encodes 122 amino acids. NCBI's taxonomy places the organism in Eukaryota, Metazoa, Chordata, Actinopteri, Clupeiformes, Clupeidae. The record is from RefSeq and is a predicted model, not a curated record. Gene Ontology annotation, cellular component: adherens junction. Gene Ontology annotation, biological process: heterophilic cell-cell adhesion; homophilic cell-cell adhesion.